Messenger RNA from Catharus ustulatus (Swainson's thrush), 3599 nucleotides. It is a transcript of the gene UBE2R2, whose product is annotated as ubiquitin conjugating enzyme E2 R2. Gene Ontology annotation, biological process: ubiquitin-dependent protein catabolic process; protein polyubiquitination. The transcript has 5 exons. Bases 152 to 868 code for a protein of 238 amino acids. NCBI's taxonomy places the organism in Eukaryota, Metazoa, Chordata, Aves, Passeriformes, Turdidae. The record is from RefSeq and is a predicted model, not a curated record. Gene Ontology annotation, molecular function: ubiquitin conjugating enzyme activity.
AGCGCGGGCGGCGCCGUCACAAAAGGAAGUGGCGGCGGCGGGGCCGUCAGCGCGGGGAGGGGCGGGGGCGGCACCGGCACCACCGGCACCGGGACCACCGGGAGCGGCACCGGGAGAGAGGAGGCGGCCGCGGCGGGGGCCGCGCCGCGCCAUGGCCCAGCAGCAGAUGAGCAGCUCGCAGAAGGCGCUGAUGCUGGAGCUGAAGUCGCUGCAGGAGGAGCCGGUCGAGGGCUUCCGCAUCACCCUGGUCGACGAGUCCGACCUCUACAACUGGGAGGUGGCGAUCUUCGGGCCCCCCAAUACGCUCUACGAGGGCGGGUACUUCAAGGCUCACAUUAAAUUUCCUAUUGACUAUCCAUAUUCACCACCUACCUUCAGAUUCCUGACCAAAAUGUGGCACCCCAACAUUUAUGAGAAUGGAGAUGUAUGUAUUUCAAUUCUUCACCCACCUGUAGAUGACCCACAAAGUGGAGAGCUGCCAUCAGAGAGGUGGAACCCUACCCAAAACGUCAGGACUAUCUUACUGAGUGUAAUCUCUUUGCUUAAUGAGCCCAACACAUUCUCCCCAGCCAAUGUGGAUGCAUCAGUCAUGUUCAGGAAAUGGAGGGACAGUAAAGGAAAAGACAAGGAGUACGCCGAAAUCAUAAGGAAACAGGUUUUGGCUACCAAAGCUGAGGCAGAGAAGGAUGGCGUGAAGGUCCCCACUACACUGGCAGAGUACUGCAUCAAAACUAAAGUGCCUUCCAAUGACAACAGUUCAGAUUUGCUUUAUGACGACUUGUACGAUGACGACAUUGAUGAUGAAGACGAGGAGGAAGAGGAUGCCGACUGUUACGAUGAUGAUGAUUCUGGCAACGAGGAGUCGUGACCUGCUCCCUCUAUGCCCCUGUACUGCCCUGCCGACUCAGGCCAGAAGGGAGCAGCGGUAACCUAGCAGCAGUCCAGCAAAAAAGUGGGGGUGGGGGGGUGUCAAAAAAAAAAAGAAAAACAAAAAAAAACCCAACACAAAACUUUGUCUCCUGCUGUCUCCUGUUGUAUGGAUCUGUUCGCUCCUUUUUUAUGGACCUCUUAGAGACCCUCCACAGAAUGUCUGAAUUCUUGCAUUUUUAACCCUUUCAUCACUGUAUUACAAUUUCUUUUUAAAAAAGAAACUCCCCUUUUCACUUCUCUAUGAAAUGCUCACAGCAAAACAGGUUUGCUCGUGUUUAGAUUCUUGAAUGAAAUACAGUCUUGCAUUAAGAUGUUUAAUGUAUUUAAAGCUGGAAGAAACCCAUUGGAAGUCGGGUUUUUGGGAGCUCAAAGUGCUGCAUUUACUGGGAAGAAAAAAAAAAUCCCCACAAAGCAAAUUGCCAAGGUUUAGCUGCUCCAUUUACAAUAAUAGCGUGUGUACAUUCGUUUAGCCUUGUGGUGGUGGCUUUUCCUUUAUAAGGUGUGGGGCGGAGAGUGUGAAGCUACUGUGUGUUGAGCUUGAUGGGAUGUCACUGAAAGGUACAGUAUUCCUUUUCAGCCUGCUAAGUUAGGAAAUAGCUGGCCCCUGGAGCCCCAGAGGGCAUAAUCAGCUUUGUCUCUGGAAAAGGCUUGUGAUAUGAACCCUAAAAUAAAUACUUAACACUUCACAUCUUUACAACUGAGCCCUGGGUUGCUAUUUUUUUUUUCUUCAGGCUAGAAUAGGGUUGGCAAAGUUCAGUCGAGCUGUUCUGCUGAGAUCUACUGCCAGCUGCCCCUUUCUGGAGGGAGAAGAGCAGAUGUGCAUCCUGCUGCCCAGUGGUCUGCCAUUUGUGCUGGAUUAUUUUUGGCAGUUGGACAGACCAGCAGCCUCCUGCCCUGUGCUGGCUGGCAGCCCUUGCUCCCUGCAGCCCCAUCCCUGUGCAUCUGGAGCUGCCUUCUGUCACUUGUGUAGGUCACCUAUGGGCCGGUGUGGCUCUGCUGCAGCCCUGCCUGGAGCUCACUUUGGUGCCCGGGGGUGUCCGGGCUGUGUGUGCUGCGGGCAGGGGUGGGCAGUGCUGGGCUCUCGCUGCCCGGCUCCUUGGGGCACAGUGCUGUGUGCAGCCCCACAGCAGAGCAGGUUUUCACAGGCUCUUCGGCAGGGUGCUUCAGCUGGUGCCCCGAGCUCAGCCUCCCGCGUAUUUUUGGGAGCCCUUGUUAGAGCUUAGAGUGCUCCGUAGCGGGGAGGGGGAUCCUGCAUGUUCCUGUCUCAGAACCCUCUUCCUCCCUCCCGACCCUCCCCUCUUUGCAGCGUGCUCGUGUUUGGCUUGGGGCCAUGCCCCGAGUUCCCUUUGGCAUGAUCCCUGGAUCACAGCUGGGCCUGGCAGCCCCGGGAGCAGAUCGGAGAUGCUGGUUCUGCUCGGGCGAGACCCUCGGUCCCCACAGGUACAGAGGCAUCACCAGAGCCUGCGCCUUCCCUCCGUGUAUCCCGGAGUAUUCCAUGGUACGACACCAGCUGGGGGUCCCUCGGGGAUGCUUCGGUGGGAACAGGCAACACUGAGCAAAAGCUCCGAGUGCGCUGCACGGACGGAGAGGAGAGGAGAGGAAAGGAAAGGAGAGGAGAGGAAAUGAGAGGAAGGCCCUCGGGGCUCGGCGUGAAGUGAGCGAGGCAGAUCAGUUUCCAAAAUGUUUCCUGGCUGGGGUUUGCAGGGACAGCCCUGCUCAGCGGUGCAUCCCUCGGCCGCCUGCCCUUCUGCUUGCAUGUUACCUCGGAAGGCAGCUGCACUGUCCCAAGGUGUCAGCUUUUUUCCAGCAAGGACUGACUCAGCCCCGGCUGCAGUGGGGCUCCCCUGCAUCUGAUGACAGUGUGGGGGCACCCCCAGCUUCACACCAGCCCUGCGAGGACAGCGCCAGGGUUGACAAAUGGGCCCCGAUGCUCCGGCUGCAGGACUGCACUCGGGGCCAUGCCAGGGCAGGGACACCAAUCUGCAGCUUUCAGGCGGCUGUCGGGGGUGGGGGAGCAGAGUGUGGCAACACUGGCUUUGCUGAUGACUUGGUUGGAAAUGAGGAUACUGCAUCUUUCAGCAUUUCCCUUGUACUUUUGACCGUCUUCACUGUAUACUCUCCAGUGACUUGUAUUUCCAAGCUUGGUGUUGUAAGAUGCAUUAUUAUGACUCUUCUGUUACCCUUUUUUAAUGACAAAAAAGCAACCUCUUUUGAGAGCUCCGACAUUAACCAGACUAAUUUCUCUCCCCCACUGUCCUGUGCAGUGUCAUUGCUUGUUGACUUGCUGGUUUCCUUUUUUUGACAUACAACUGAAGUAUGAGGGGAUUUUUUUUGAAACUAUUUAAGAGAUUGCAGAAAAAUGUUUACCUGCUCUGUGUAUUCUGGGUUUUUCUUAACCCCCUUUUCUCUUGUUUCAGUCAAUAUUAGCGUUUACAUUUGCAACUACAUGUCCCUUCAAAUGCAGUUUUCAACCAUUCUGAAACCAGCAGGGUACAGUAGAUUUCUUAGUAGUUUUCUUAGCUGAACUCCCAGAUCUUUUCCUUUUUUUCUUCAGUAUAAUUUACCAGAAAGAAUUAACUGAUGCAUUUUUGUGUUGUCUUCUCCUUCAGUAGUUAUAUUUUGUCUUUUCUGCACAUCUGUCUACUAAUAAAAAUGUGAAAUGAAAAUAU